Messenger RNA from Oncorhynchus mykiss (rainbow trout), 5034 nucleotides. RefSeq names its product mastermind like transcriptional coactivator 2 (gene maml2). Gene Ontology annotation, cellular component: nucleoplasm; nuclear speck. The record is from RefSeq and is a predicted model, not a curated record. NCBI's taxonomy places the organism in Eukaryota, Metazoa, Chordata, Actinopteri, Salmoniformes, Salmonidae. Gene Ontology annotation, biological process: Notch signaling pathway; positive regulation of transcription of Notch receptor target. Gene Ontology annotation, molecular function: transcription coactivator activity.
GGAAGGAAUACUCAUACAAUGAGAGUCUAGUACCCCCGCAAUUCCCGUGCCUCCGUGUAGGCUACAGCUCGGACGGACAAAUGAUUGUCAAUGGAAUACUUGACACAGCCCAGCUAGAAUCACUAUCAGUUUGUGUGUUCGCUCCUCGGCGUUUCUUACCCGUGUCUUUACAGUUUCGUUAUUUUCAGAAUUGACCAAAUGUAGGCUAACCAUCUGUUUUUGAUCAGGACCAGGGGAACGGGGGAUUUUUUUUAUUUUUUUUGCUAAUGUAAAAAAAAAAAAAUAUCAUGUCGUGAGUCGCUGGAAGUUUCGUGUAUUUUCCCAAUAUAACCUUCUGUUUUGGUGAUGACUCGUCCACGUUGAAUACACAGUUAAUAUUCGUCGCAAAGUGUGGUAGGUUAUUUUAUGAUCAUAUGUGUAAGCUACUCAUUGUAAACGCAAUUUGCGUAAAACGCUUCUAGUCAAUUUCGCUACUAAAAUGCUAUUGUUCGUGAUAUAUUUAAGUUUGAUUUCCUGUCGAAUUACAGGAGACUGAAGUAGGUUAGGGUAUUCACGUUGCAUGUGGUGUAGUCGGAACCGAAUAGUCGGUCAUCAAAUCAGUAGAGGACCUCGUGGGGACUUGUUCUUAUCCCAUUCAGAACUUCUUGCGGGGUGCCAGAGGGCAUGGGAGAAGCAACUCCCGCACAGCCCGCAGCAGGAGGGUUCGUACCAAUGUUAGGUCUUGGUAUGGUGGGCUCUAUGCCAGGCGGGGGGGUUGCGGGGCCGCUCGCGACCUCCCGGGGCUCUGCGGUCCCGCAGCUUCACAGCGCCAUUGUGGAACGGUUACGCGCGCGGAUAGAACUGUGUCGAAGGCAUCACUCCACCUGUGAGAACCGGUACCAGCGAGGCCAGGCCGAGAACUCUGACCGGGAACACGAGAGUACUCUUCACCUGCUGAACAUUGUGCAUCAGGGACCCGGGAAUAGGAAAACCAAGGGGAACCGGGCUUCGAACCAACAACCUCCAGACUACAGCAGAGUUAAUGGAGAACAGAAAUGCCAGAGCUCCUCAGCGGGAGACCAGAAGAUCUCAACACGAAUAGCACUCCAAGGGUCUCUGAGGAGGAAGAUUGAGGGCCAUACUCCGGGCUACUCCUCCCAACAGAAUGGCCUGUCCUGUGGGCCGUCGGGGCUGGACUUCAAACGUGUCCGUCUGGAAGGGGGCAGCGGUGGUUUGGGUGGGCCCUGUUCCUUCAGCUCACAGUCCAUGGGAGGCGACGCAUCGUCCAUAGGCCACACCCUAAACAGGAAAAACAACAACAGCGGCUACAUGAUGCCCCAUGGGGUCAUGAACUCUGACCUCAUCAACAUGACCCUGAAGGAGAUGAAGAAGGAACCUAUAGACCAUGUUACUUCCUGCGGCCAGAGGUCUACUGAGAUGAUGGUGUUCAGCAGCCAGAUCGACCCGGAGCUUCAGGAUCUGUUCGACGAGCUGACCAAGACCGUCCCGUCUCUGCACGACCAGGAGUUUGAGAAGAUGCUGAAGCAGGACGAUACGUUCGGCCUGGCGGAUCUGGAGCGCAGUGCAGCUACCCUCUGCUCCCACCUGGAGAAGCCCAUCAAGACAGAGUACUCCUCUCCAGACUACGGCCAGACACAUGGCCAUGGUGGCUCCUCACAGCUCCGCCCGGCAUCCACUGGUCCCUCCUUCACCAUGUCCAGCUCCUCCCCCAUCACCAACCAGAAGAGCCAAGGCCAGGGGCCCUCAGGGCUGGCUGGACCCCCCAGCAGAGGUCUCCCUGGCUGGCCUGAGGUGUCCCAUGCAGAGCAGCUAAAGCAGAUGGCAGCCAACCAGAACCAGCAGCAGCCCAACCCCCAGGCCCUGCUCCACCACCAACAGCCACACCAACAGGCUCAGGCUGGAGGGGGAGGAGGACCAGGGACCAGUUGGAACACGCAGCCCUCCUCCAGCUCCUUCCCCCAGGACAAGCUCUCCAACCCGGCCUCAAUGGGCCAGAGGAUCACCCCCCAGACCUCCAUGGACAGUCAGGGUAAAGUCAUAAACAACUGUCUGUUCAAGCCCAACGGACACAACACCUCCAGCCACCUGGAUAUGAAGGUGCUCAGCAACAAACCAAUGCUCCACUUCAGCCCCAAAGCAUCCCAGCAACCCUCCACUAUGGCAGGUCCACUGAGUAAGACUACGGCCCAUCAACAACAACAACAGCCGUCCACCUCAGCCCAGAACUUGAACACGAACCACCCAGUUCAUAACUACCAGAACCCCCAGCAGCAACGGCCCAUGUCUGGGCCUCCUCAUAUGCAGCCCAAGUCCCUGGCCCAGAGAACCCCUCUCAGCCAGCAUGGAGCUGGACCUGGGCUCCACUUUAAACUGGCUCAACAACGACAGAUGCCUCCUGGGCCUCGUCUGCCCACCAACGGCAGCCUAGUGGGGAUGUCAGCCCAGGCCCAGGCCAACCAACGUCCCCCUGCUCCUGGCUCCAACACCCAGCAGAAACCCCCAGGACCAGGGAAGACCCAGGUCAUGCAGAGACAGCUAGCCCAGCAGCAGCACAUCAUCAAUGACUCUGACAAAAUCAAUAGUAGCCAGGAUCUGUUUAACCGUCAUCUAACCAGACCACCACCAGACUAUAAACAGCCCAGAGGAAUGGUCCAACCUACAGGCCUUUUCACAGGUAUGAGUUCUUCGCAGUCGUUGUCGACCAACGGGUCUGACCAGAGUGACCUUCUAUCCAUGUCCUGCCACAUGCCCAGCGGCCCGGGAUCCAAGAUGACCCCUCCUCCCACGGACUGGAGGUUUGGAAGAGGCCCCAACACUCACCAGAUCCAACAGCACAACAACCAGACCAAGAUGGGACUCGGAGUCGGAGGAGGACUCAACCAAAACAAGUCCAGGUUCCCUGGUCCUCCCAACGGCCAGGGUAAUGGGUUUGAGGUGGGUGGUCUUACCAGUGUACAACAUCCCUCAAGGACAUCAGUAGGCCAGCAGGGUGGAGGGAUGCCCAGUCAGGGGCAGGGUCUCGGGCUGGGGGGUGUGAUGGGCUGGCCUCCUGGAGCUAAAGCUCCCAUCAUGGUCCCUGGGUCUCUCGGGGUAAGGCAGCCCCCGAACUCGCUCCAACCACAGGGUGCCCAUUCCCAGUCUCAGCUCGACAUGUCCAGCCACCAGUACCCUCCUGGCCCCCGGCACAUAGGCCCUGGCCCACCCAACCAGGUGGCACCAGAAAUUGGCAUGCUGCCUCUGAACCCAGCCCUCCGCAGCUCCACCACCACCACCAACCCCAGACCCAGCCAACCCAUGAUGCCUCCUCUGCCAGGGCUACCAAGCCUCAACCAGGCCUCUCCGGAGCAGAGGGUUCCCGCUGGGGGCAGCACCAUCGGGGUCUUCCCACCACAUAACCACAACCCUGGGGGAAGCUACCAGACCCAGAACAGCCGGGCUGUUAACCGACUGACCUUUGAAUUCCUCCAGGAGGGAGACAACACCGUCCCAGGGAUCAACACUGACUCAGACUUCAUCGACUCGCUGCUGAAGUCUGGAUCCGGCAACGACGACUGGAUGAAAGACAUCAACCUCGAUGAGAUCCUGGGCAGUCACUCAUAAAGUGGGAUGAUGUGGGAUUGCAUAAAUAGGGCCCAGAGUUUUUCCAUGCAGCUCUCAUGAAUUGGGGUUCAUUCCAGAGUUGUUCUCUUCUUCAAGUCUCAUGAAUUGGGGUUCAUUCUAGAGAGUUUUUCUGUAGAACAAUUCCACAGAAUUGGUGGCCAGUUUUUCCAUCAAAACAUUCCAUAGAAUUGGGAGCGCUGGUCAGGAGUUUUUCCAGGUUAGAUGGGCCAUGUGGUGUGGAAAAACUCCUGGCCUUAAUUAUAGGCUCCAACUAGAGCCAGGAGCUCCUCCCUCUUCUGGUCAGGAUAAACUCCAGGACCCAUCCAUAAAGACUGAUAACUGCAAACGCAGAACUUUCCCCAUACAGAGACUAUGGAUGGCCUUGGGAAGUGCAUCCCAAAUGGCACCCUAUUCCCUUUAUAGUGCACUACUGUAGACCAGGAUCCAUAGGGCUAUGGUUGAAAGUAGUGCACUAUAUAGGGAAUAGGGUAUCAUUUGAAACACAGACCAUGAAUGGCCAUGAGUCAGAAUUCAUCUAAAGGGAUUACAUUUGCAAAGCUAUAAUGUCAUUUUGUAAACCCAAUAUAUAAUUUGAUAUCUAAUUGUACUUUUUGUGUAUUCCUGUGAAGAAAUAUAUAUUCUGUAUAAUAAUAUUUUAGUACAUUAUAAAGGUUAAUUGAAUAAGAGGAUUCUCUGACAGCGUCUUGACCUGAUUCUGAAUAUAUUCUAUCAAACCUUUCUCUUUUCAUAACAUGGGUAUCGUCCAAAAAUGUCACCCUAUUCCAUACAUAGUGCACUACCCAGUCUUCAUUAUGUAGGGGAUAGGGUGUCAUUUCUGACACAGAUAUGGGAGGUAGUGUACUGCUAGUGACUAGAGCCAUGUGGCCCCUGUAAUACAUGGGGUAGAGGGGUCCAACCAUGGUCAACUGUGAACAGGAAGUGGCUGUCAUACUUCCAGACUUUGUCCCAAAUGACACCGUAAUUCCCCUUUUAUUAUGCUCUACCACAUAAUGCUCUGGUCAGAAGUAGAGUACUGUAAUAGGGAAUAGAGCGUCAUGACAGGAUAUACUACCCCCCCCCUUUUAUUAUGCUCUACCACAUAAUGCUCUGGUCAGAAGUAGAGUACUGUAAUAGGGAAUAGAGCGUCAUGACAGGAUAUACACCCCCCCCCCCCCCCCCCCCCCCACCCAGACCCAUCGUGGUGUUUCAUGUUUUGAAUGAUGACGCUGUCUCAGGUGUUUGUUAUAUUUAGACACUUUACUCAUCAUGUUAUUUCUACUUUUCUGGCUCAUCGCCUGGGACUGGUUUGAACGGCAAGCCACACCUUAAACCAUUUAUUUUAGAUUUUUUGAUCUAAUAUUUAAUAAUCUAUUGGGAGAAAAAAAUAUAUACGACAUUAUAAACAAUCUAAUGAAUAAAAAUGUUUUAAAUAAA